GGCACUUGGGAGUGGUCUGCGUCUUGACUAUGGUGAUGGCAACACAACCCUUUCCCUCGAUUUAAACUUACUCAUUUGUACAAGGAUCCUGGGCAGUGCUAGAAGCUUGUACAAGGUAGAGUAGGGGGGUCAGUGACAUGGUCACUGUCACUCACUGCUGCCUGGGCUGGGCGAGGUGCUCAGGAAAGCCAGGGGAUGAUGUUUGAGAAGAGUGACCAGACCAAGGGGGCAUAGCAGGCGCAAGGCAGGGAAGCAUGAAGGAGCCUGACAAGGUGAGCAACCUCUGCCACCCCCUGGACUGGCCAGACCUCCUCUGAGGUGGGGCAGUCACAGCCCAGAGUCUGACAGGGAACCUCUAGGUCCUCGCGCGUUCUUUGUACAGGAGUCAGGCCUGAGCUGCUGAGCACUGGGGUGGAGAGAGGGGAGUGUGCACAGCUGGCCACUCUCCUGUUGGAGCUGCCAGCCCUCUGGCUGAGCCUUCCAGUAACCUCUGGCUUGCAAGGCCCUGCCCUCUUCCUGAGUCUCUGCCUCCUUCAGCAGGGCCGACUCGCCAGCCAUCUAGUCAGCCCUUCUCUCCUCUCCUUGGCCUUGCUUCUUUCUGAGUUGGGUGUCUUUGGGGUCCCCCACCCUGGAAAUGUGGGUUCUGGGAAAUAGCACCAGCUUUGGAGUCCCAGAGAACUAGCUUUGCAUUUUAGACCCAGAAUAUGAUAGUUCUUGUGACUUCUUUGAGCCUCAGUUUCCAUGUCUACAAAAUUGUAGCUAAACAUGUCUUCAUCUAAAGAUUUUAUUCAUGGAAACACCAAAUCAGGUGAGGUACACACUGAACUGUCUGGUGCUCAGGAAGUGUUUUUGAGGUGACCUUGAGAGUUCUUGCUGAGUGAGCCCAUGUUGAACCCAAGUGCCCAAGACUCCAUCACUGGCUGCUUGUGGCUUUUCAAAGUAUGUCACAGAGUAUCACUGCCUGACAAGUCCUUGGCCCCACUUCCUGUAUGCCACUUAGCUCCCCACGGCUGCCUGCCAGGCUUCCACCUGAGUCCAGGCUCCUGCCCUGGUGCCUUGUCCGUCUCAAGAGCAUGAAGCUCCAGCACUCAUGUUCUUAACCACCAGAGAGGUUAUCUGCAAUCACAGCUUCCACCGUGGCCCAGUGCUGUGUGAGGUGCUCUCUAGCCAUUGUGCUCUGCCAGCGUAACUGCAGUUCUCUGAUGUUGGGAUUUUAUCUUUGAUUUACAGACAAAGAAAUGGCGGGUCAGAGAGGUUUGGUCACAUGCUGGUAGGUGGUCAAGCCAGGAUUUGAGCUUUGGGCUGUCUAAUCCCAAACCAAACUGUGCUCUUUUCAGGCUACUGAGUGGCAUCCGUCACAUUUCCUGAGCACCUGGGCUGUCAGCACUUCCCACUAUACCUCAUUUAAUUUAACGAGGACCCAGGGAGGCAGAUGCUGUGAUUGCCAUUAUACAGAUUAGGAAACUGGGGCUCAGCAGGGCAGAGUCAUGGCACAGAGUACCCUAGGGAUGCAGCCAGACUCACCCAGGUCAGUGUGAUCCCAAAGCACAGGUCUUUAUGCCUGCAGGCCAUGGGUUAGCUCUUUUAUCUCUUUUGUCAUUGCUUUCAUGUCUCCUUUCUUUCCCUCUUUGGGUCCUAUUGUUUCUUAGCGACUGACAGAAGCAUUUCAUACUUUGGGUUUAUUAAUUAAGCCUUUCCUGCCAGAGUUUGCUGUUUGCCCUUCUGGUGGGUUUGACCUACUCUCAGGUGUGGACCCUGACUUUAUCCUUGGUUCCCUCUGGAAUUCGGGGUGGGGUGAGGGGCAGUGAUGAAGAUCACUGGACUUUAGGGAAAUGUGGGAAUAUGGAGAUACAGUUGCAGAAAUACGAGUAGCCCUGGAACGCCAGGCUUUGAUUCUGCCCUUUAAUGUCAGUCUCACGCUCCUCUUCUCCUCUUUCUCCUGCUCUAAAUUUUUAGAAGACAAACUAAUCAAGAAAAACAUUCUGUGCUUUUCCUUUUUAUUUUUCUUUGGUCUUUGCUCUGUAAUAGGAAGACUGUAAGAAAUGCCUACAGAAGGGCUUGAAUUGGGAAUAGAGCUUUGGUGACGGGAACUGAUGGCUAGACAUCAGGUAGGUGGGAACAUUGAUGGGAUUUGGUGAAUACUUCUUGGUGCCCUUCCAGGGGAGGAGUCAAAGGUGAAAGGGUGGCCAGGAGGGUGUUGUGCCCUGGAUCCCUGGGGGAGCCUGGGAGGCUGGUUCUGUUCAGUGGGAGGAGAGUUCCUCUCUGGGACAUAGUGGCUUGACGGUUCAGCUGAGCUUCUGAGGCUUCCACCAGAAUGGGCCAGGGAAGAGUGGCCCAGGGCAAGUGCAAUUUGGGUGGGGCAUGGGGUUUGGAAUUGUUGGAUGCAAGAAACAUAGAUUUGAUCAGGGUAUUUUUUUAUUAUUGCUCUUUAGUUCAGGAUUCCUUAGGAAGCCUUCUGGAAUGCUGAAUAGUCAGCUGUCCUGCGGUCAGGUCCUUCCUUUGUCUCUCCUGGGCACACUCUCCAUCUCUUUCAUCUUCCCUUGCCUCCUUCUCCUUUGCUAUUAGUUGGGUCAUUCUUCUUCUUCUUCUUUUUUUUUUUUUCUGAGACGGGGAGUCUGGAGUGAAGUGGCACAAUCUCUGCUCACUCGUCUCCACCUCCUGGGCUCAAGUGAUUCUCCUGCCUCAAGCCUCCGGAAUAGCUGGGACUACAGGCAUCCGCCACCACACUCAGUUAAUUUUUUUUUUUUUGUAUUAUUAGUAGAGAUGGGUUUUGCCAUGUUGACCAGGUUGGUCAUGAACUCCUGACCUCAGGUAGUCCAUCCGCAGCGGUCUCCCAAAGUGGUAGGAUUAUAGGCGUGAGCCGUGGCACCCAGCUGCAUCGAGUCAUUCUUCUGCGUGUUCCUGACUGGCCCUGGUGGCUCCCUUAUCGCAGGGCUUCCUGAGUUUUUUCUGUGUGCGCGGAUGAGCAGGUGGGAGGUGCUAUGUGACAUGAGGGUCUCUUGCCCAGCACUGGGUGUGUUAAGUAUUGUUGGACUGGCCAGGUGUGGUGGUUCACGCCUAUAAUCCCAGCACUUUGGGAGUCCGAGGUAGGCGGAUCAGUUGUGGCCAAGGAUUUAAGACCAGCCAGGUUAACGUGGUGAAACCCCAUCUCUACUAAAAAUACAAGAGUUAGCCAGGCGCGGCAGCCAGCACCUGCAAUCCCAGCUACUCUGGAGGCUGAGGUGGGAGGAUCGCUUGAACUUGGUGGGUGGAGUUUGCAGUGAGCGGAGAUCGUGCCACUUCACUCCAGCCUGGGCGACAGAGCGAGACUCAUCUCCAAGACAAAACAAAAAAAUUGUUAGAUGAGGUUCCUGACUGAGUGAAAGUCAGAAUUUUUAAUGUGCCCGAGAAAGAUACGUGGCACUCAAGUUUUCCUAGACUUGGGGCGCUUCUCGCCUGUGACUUCCUGAGAUUGGAGCCGGCUCCGGGACACCUAGGAGGGACCCCUUCUGGGCGGGGUGGGGGCGGCUACGAGCCAUAGGCCACACCGCUUCAGAGUGCUGGUUGGUCUGUGGAUGGCAUCAUGUGCUCAUUCUGGACAAAUCAGAGCCUUCUGUGGCUGCAGGACGCCCGUCCCACCUGGGCAGGGCUGUGACCCGCAUUGGAGAGAAGCGUGGGUGGGUGGCGCCUGCCGGGGAUAAUUAGGGUGGUUGGGCUGCCUCGGAGAGUGCGGGCGUCUGUGAAGGAAGGAUGUAGGUGGAGAGGAGGUGGUCUCACCUCCGCAUGCUCCGUGAAAAGCGGCGGAGGCAAGGCGCAUGGCGUCCUUCCCACUCUGCUAUGGUGGAGGCUUACGAGAAAACACGGCCAUCUUUAUGUGUAAAUGUUGUAACCUUUUCUCACCAAAUCAGUCGGAACUCCUCUCCCAUGUUUCAGAGAAGCACAUGGAUGAAGGGGUUAAUGUUGAUGAGAUUAUUAUUCCCCUUAGGCCUCUGAGUACACCUGAACCUCCCAACUCAAGCAAGACUGGAGAUGAGUUUUUGGUCAUGAAGAGGAAGAGAGGCAGGCCUAAGGGGUCCACGAAGAAGCCCAGCACAGAAGAGGAACUGGCAGAAAACAUCGUGAGUCCAACAGAGGACAGCCUGCUGGCUCUGGAGGAAGCGAACAGCCUGCCUCCGAGCAGCCUGGAGUGCAGCAAGUGCUGUCGAAAGUUCUCCAACACGCGCCAGCUGCGGAAGCACAUCUGCAUUAUCGUGCUGAAUUUGGGUGAGGAGGAAGGAGAAGCAGGUAACGAGUCUGACCUUGAACUAGAAAAGAAGUGUAAGGAAGAUGAUCGAGAAAAGGCCCCGAAAAGACCACGGUCACAGAAAACAGAGAAAGUCCAGAAGAUCUCAGGAAAGGAGUCCGGACAGCUUUCUGGGGCGAAGAAACCCAUCAUAAGUGUGGUUUUAACUGCACAUGAAGCUAUUCCAGGUGCUACCAAGAUUGUGCCAGUGGAGGCUGGGCCUCCUGAAACAGGAGCUACAAGUUCUGAGACCACUUCAGCAGACUUGGUGCCUCGGAGAGGGUACCAGGAAUACGCCAUUCAGCAGACACCUUACGAGCAACCAAUGAAGUCAAGCAGGCUAGGUCCCACUCAGCUCAAAAUCUUCACUUGUGAGUACUGCAACAAAGUCUUCAAGUUCAAGCACUCGCUGCAGGCCCACCUGAGGAUCCACACCAAUGAAAAGCCAUACAAGUGCACCCAGUGUAGCUACGCCAGUGCCAUCAAGGCCAACCUCAACGUGCACCUGCGUAAGCACACUGGCGAGAAGUUCGCCUGCGACUAUUGCUCAUUCACCUGUCUGAGCAAGGGCCACCUCAAGGUGCACAUCGAGCGGGUGCACAAGAAGAUCAAGCAGCACUGCCGCUUCUGCAAGAAGAAGUACUCUGAUGUCAAGAACCUCAUCAAGCACAUCCGAGAAGCGCAUGACCCUCAGGACAAGAAGGUCAAGGAGGCCUUGGACGAGCUCUGCCUGAUGACCAGGGAGGGCAAGCGGCAGCUGCUCUAUGACUGCCACAUCUGCGAGCGCAAGUUUAAGAAUGAGCUGGACCGCGACCGCCACAUGCUGGUCCAUGGAGACAAGUGGCCUUUUGCCUGUGAGCUCUGUGGCCAUGGGGCCACCAAGUACCAGGCGCUGGAGCUGCAUGUCAGGAAGCACCCCUUCGUGUACGUCUGUGCCGUCUGCCGCAAGAAGUUUGUCAGCUCCAUCAGGCUGCGCUCCCACAUCAAAGAGGUGCAUGAGGCUUCGCAGGAGGCCUUGGUCUUCACCAGUUCCAUCAACCAGAGCUUCUGCCUUCUGGAGCCUGGUGGGGACAUCCAGCAAGAAGCCCUGGGGGACCAGCUGCAGCUGGCGGAAGAGGAGUUUGCCCUCCAGGGCAUGAAUGUACUCAAGGAAGAGGCCUGUCCUGGGGACACUCAGCUGGAGGAGGGCCAGAAGGAGCCAGAGGUGCCUGGAGAAAUACCUGCCCCAGCUAUGCAUCUGGCUUCCCCGCAGGCCGAAAGUGCAGCCCUGCUGCCCUGUCAGCUGGAAACCACUGUGAUCUCCUCCUCAGACCUGCAUUCUCAAGAGGUGGUUUCAGAUAACUUUUUGUUGAAAAAUGAUAGCUCUUCUGCGGAGGCUCAUGCUGCUCCUGAGAAGCCCCCGGACACACAACAUGCAGACUUAGUCCAUACGCAAGGCGAAGUGAUCACGCUACUGCUGUCCAAGGCCCAGAGCCCUGGGUCAGGCCAGGAGAGCCAGGGUGCUCAGAGACCUCCAGGGGAAGGGCAGAACAUGGCUGCACUUUCAGCUAGUGACCCAGAUCCUAGCAGGUGUCUCAGGUCAAACCCAGCUGAGGCCUCCGACCUCCUCCCUCCAGUAGCUGGUGGUGGGGACACUGUCAUGCAUCACCCUGACUCUUGCAAAGCUGCCCCUGAGCACCGGUCUGGCAUCACUGCCUUCAUGAAGAUCCUGAACAGUUUACAGAAGAAGCAGAUGAACACCAGCUUGUGCGAGCGGAUCCGGAAGGUUUACGGAGACCUGGAGUGUGAAUACUGUGGCAAACUGUUUUGGUACCAAGUGCAUUUUGACAUGCAUGUCCGCACCCACACCCGGGAACAUCUGUAUUACUGCUCCCAGUGUCAUUAUUCUUCCAUCACCAAAAACUGCCUUAAACGCCAUGUCAUUCAGAAACACAGCAACAUCUUGCUGAAGUGUCCCACUGACGGCUGUGACUACUCGACUCCAGAUAAAUAUAAGCUACAGGCACAUCUCAAAGUUCACACAGCACUGGACAAAAGGAGUUAUUCUUGCCCUGUUUGUGAAAAGUCUUUUUCAGAAGAUCGAUUGAUAAAGUCACAUAUCAAGACCAACCAUCCUGAGGUCUCCAUGAGCACUAUUUCCGAGGUUCUUGGGAGGAGGGUUCAGCUGAAAGGGCUAAUCGGAAAGAGAGCCAUGAAGUGCCCGUAUUGUGACUUUUAUUUCAUGAAGAAUGGCUCAGACCUUCAGCGUCAUAUUUGGGCUCAUGAAGGUGUGAAGCCCUUCAAGUGUUCUUUGUGUGAGUACGCAACUCGUAGCAAGAGUAACCUCAAGGCUCAUAUGAAUCGUCACAGCACUGAGAAAACCCACCUAUGUGACAUGUGUGGCAAGAAAUUCAAAUCCAAAGGGACACUGAAAAGUCACAAGCUCCUUCACACUGCAGAUGGGAAGCAGUUUAAGUGCACGGUGUGUGACUACACAGCAGCCCAGAAGCCCCAGCUGCUGCGGCACAUGGAGCAGCAUGUCUCCUUCAAGCCUUUCCGCUGUGCCCAUUGCCAUUACUCCUGCAACAUAUCUGGCUCUCUGAAGCGGCACUACAACAGGAAGCACCCCAACGAGGAGUAUGCCAACGUGGGCACCGGGGAGCUGGCAGCGGAGGUGCUCAUCCAGCAAGGUGGUUUGAAGUGUCCUGUUUGCAGCUUUGUAUACGGCACCAAAUGGGAGUUCAAUAGGCACUUGAAGAACAAACAUGGCUUGAAGGUGGUGGAAAUUGAUGGAGACCCCAAGUGGGAGACAGCAACAGAAGCUCCUGAGGAGCCCUCCACCCAGUAUCUCCACAUCACAGAGGCGGAAGAAGACAUUCAGGGGACACAGGCAGCUGUGGCCGCACUCCAGGACCUGAGAUACACCUCUGAGAGUGGCGACCGACUGGACCCCACGGCCGUGAACAUCCUGCAGCAGAUCAUUGAGCUGGGCGCUGAGACCCACGACGCCACUGCCCUUGCCUCAGUGGUUGCCAUGGCACCAGGGACAGUGACUGUGGUUAAACAGGUCACUGAGGAGGAGCCCAGCUCCAACCACACGGUCAUGAUCCAGGAGACCGUGCAGCAAGCGUCCGUGGAGCUGGCCGAGCAGCACCACCUGGUGGUGUCCUCCGACGACGUGGAGGGCAUUGAGACGGUGACUGUCUACACACAGGGCGGGGAGGCCUCGGAGUUCAUCGUCUACGUGCAGGAGGCCAUGCGGCCGGGGGAGGAGCAGGCUGUGGAGCAGCCGGCCCAGGAACUCUAGAUGUGUGGCAUCGGACGGCCACAGCGCCGGGCUGCCAGGCUCUGCAGGCACUCAGGGUGGGGAGGCCGCCCUGCUUGCCCAGCCCACAGAAUGGUGCUCUCCUCUGCCCUCCCUGCCUGGCAGCCUGAUGGGACUCUCCUCAUCCAACCUGGGGUAGGCAAGGCAGUCAGCAUCACCAGCAACACCACAGGACCCUGUCCCCAGCAUAGACACACACCCCCUAACACUCAUCAUCUGCUUCCCAAAAGACGUUAGCGCCAGCCCCCCCACACACAUGUGCACACCUUCAGCCCUUGCUUCAGGAUUCAGAGACUCCCACCCCUGUCAGCAUCUUCCCUGCAUCAGAGUCCCAGCUCCUUGACCCCCAUCCAGGUGCCAAAUGUUCAACUGCAGCUGCUUUGCAGUUGGGUGAGAGGGAGAUAGCCAUGACAUAGAAAGUGACCUUAUGGUUUUUGAAUCACUGCUGUGGGAUGGGGGUAGGGGAAUUGUCCUGGCUUCAUCUACAAAGUCCCACUUCCCUGAGUAUCGAGGGCUUUUGGUCUCAAGUGAAGUAACUUCACCCCGUCAGAGGGCCUCGUCCUACCAUCCUGGAAGGAUGUUGCGCUUUUAAAAUAAAUGCACUAGUUCACUGUUCACCUCCCAUUCUAAGGAGGUGAGGUGGACGGAUAAAAAUAUUUCCCGUCUGA
Molecule: messenger RNA, 8233 nt
Organism: Callithrix jacchus (white-tufted-ear marmoset)
Lineage: Eukaryota; Metazoa; Chordata; Mammalia; Primates; Cebidae
Gene: ZFAT
Product: zinc finger and AT-hook domain containing
Biological process (GO): positive regulation of transcription by RNA polymerase II
Cellular component (GO): nucleus
Source: RefSeq, a predicted model, not a curated record